AGGGGAGCGGACCCAUCUCAGAGAAGGACGAAUUUGCCUCCCUUUUGGGAAAAAUACUGCGCAGCCGGCUUCGACCUGUCCGGGCUAAAACGUGUUGCUUCCCUUGCCUGUCGUGUCGGUUAAGAUACGGAAUGAAACGCUUCCCCCUCUCCUCAUAGAGAAGUGGGAGCGUCCAGGCAGCUGCUAAUAGACGGCCAAAGACUAUGUAUAACCAAACGGGGGAGGCGGAUGGAGAGUUAAAGACCGAGUGAGAGCAGCUGGGAGCAGCCCGGGCAGAACCGGGGCAACCGAGGACUUCUCUGCCUGGAAGGGUCUCUUGCGAUGUACAUAAGAUUGCAACACAGUGUCCAAUACCAGAAAAAAAAACUCCAGGCAGAAGACUUGCACGAAAUAAACCUGCAAUAAAUAUGGAUCAUUAAAUGAAUAAUAUUUUCUUGAGGGAGGGAGAGAGACUCUACAUUCUGAAGAGUUCUAUCAAUUCUAUCUGCUACAUACUUCUUAAAUGAUCUUCAAUAUACAUAUUGAACGUGUAACUGCCAAUGAACUGCAUCAAAUCCCACAUAGGAAGCAACUCUUGAACAGAACUAAUUCUCAAGUCCACAAAGAGGGCACCUUCUCUACAAUUAAUUGGCUGUCAAUUCAUUGGUAGUUUUGAUUAAGAAGAUUCCUAUGGAACCAAGGAACAUCUGGAAAAUGUUCAUGUUGUAAACAGGAGAUUCAUGCUUGCAUGAAGUAUUUGUUGACUCAUUGCCAGAGCAGUUUAAUAAUUGCAUGACUAUAGGACUGCAUCUACCUCUAGACAAUUGUGAUAAUUUCAUUUGGUGCUUCCUUACACAGGCUCUAUUUACUGGAUCAACAGAAGUGAUCCAAAAUGCCUUUCACUGAUGAGCAGAGCAGUGACUGUGAUUCUUCAAGAUCUUCAGAAAGUGCAACUUCUUCAUCUAGUGACUCUGAAUACUCAAGGCAGAGUUUUACCAGUGAUUCUUCAAGCAAGCCCAGUUCUCCAGCCUCAACAAGCCCUCCCAAAAUGGUUACGUUUGAUGAAAUGAUGGCAGCUGCAAGGAAUCUCUCAAACCUGACUCUGGCUCAUGAAAUUGCUGUAAAUGAGAAUUUUCAUUUGGAACGCAUAGAGCACCCACACAACAGCUUGCCUGGAAGGGUUAAACAAAUUGUACAUAAAGCAUUCUGGGAUGGCCUAGAAGAAGAUUUGAAUGAAGACCCUCCUGAGUAUGGGCACGCAAUCAAACUGUUUGAGGAAAUUAAAGAGAUCCUUCUUUCUUUUUUGAAUCCGGGGGCUAACAGGAUGCGCAACCAAAUUUGUGAAGUCCUCGACACAGACCUUAUAAGGCAGCAGGCUGAGCACAAUGCAGUUGAUAUCCAAGGUCUUGCAAACUAUGUCAUUAGCACUAUGGGGAAGCUGUGUGCUCCAGUAAGAGACAAUGAUAUCAACCAGUUAAAGCCCACUGGGAAUAUUGUAACAUUGUUGAGGCAAAUAUUCCAUGUUCUGGAUCUCAUGACAAUGGAUAUGGUUAAUUUUACCAUUCAGAGUCUUAGACCUCACCUUCAGCGCAACUUGAUAGAUUAUGAAAGAGCAAAAUUCCAAGAUAUACUUGAAGAAACUCCAAGUGCCCUAGACUUGACAACCGAAUGGAUAAGGGAAUCAAUACAAGAUGAAUUAUCUUCUAUUUCUGGUGAAAUGUCAUCAUCCCCUGGUGCUAAUGGGAUCUCAAAACCAAACCUUAGUCCAACUGUGCUGUUAACAAACAGCUACCUGAAACUGUUAGAGUGGGAUUAUCAGAAAAAAACAAUUCCAGAGACACUAAUGACAGAUGAAACUCGCCUUCAAGAAUUAUCCAGGAAAUUGAACCAAUUGAAGAUUGUAGGGUGUAUUUCUCUAAUAACAAGCAACAUGUUACCUGCAGUUAUUGAAGAUAUUCCAGACUUAGUUGAGAAACAAAAAAGAAUUUCUUUUGUUUUGCUUGAAGGAAUGCAUAAGGAGAGUUUUGAUUUAAAAGAAGCUCUUAAUACAAUAGGUGUUCAGACAUGUAACGCAGUAAAUGAAUCAUUCACAGAGAGAGGCUUUCAAUUAUUAAAUAAAGAAGUUCAAGCAAAUUUGGUAGGUCAGCUCUGCAAUAUUGUUGAAGAAGACAAUGCUGUCAUCACCUUAAUUGGUAAACGAAUUCAUUUGUACAUGAAAAGCUUGCUUGCUUCUCCAUGCUUUCAAAAAUCUAUGCCUACAGUUCCUGGAGGUCUUGGUGUGAUUCAGAAAGAGAUAGAGACUAUUGGAUCGCAGUAUGCUAGCAUUGUUAACCUUAAUAAACAGGUUUAUGGACCAUUCUAUGCAAAUAUUUUUCGAAAAUUGCUGUUCAAUGAGACCGAAACAAACAAAGCAGAACUUGAGACUUCUUCCAACUGAAAUAUGUACAGCUUCUUUUUUGUUCCCUCCUUUUCACAAUAUUUAUAUUGUGAUCUGCAUUCUUCUUUUUUGACUAUGCAUAGCUUGCAGUGAUGACUGUUAAUGGAAGACAGAGAGAAAUGUGUCUUUAACAUUAUACAGAUUAUAGUCAAAUAAAUAAAAGUUCCCUCCAAAUUAAAGCAAUUACUAAAUUUUUUUUUUUUUUUAAUUGAAAAUUUUUAAAUUUUUACAAAAACAAAUCCCCUUCCCAUACCCCCCCCAACCCUACC
Crotalus tigris (Tiger rattlesnake) is the source of this 2685-nucleotide messenger RNA. RefSeq names its product t-complex 11 like 2 (gene TCP11L2). Bases 872 to 2416 code for a protein of 514 amino acids. Gene Ontology annotation, biological process: signal transduction. The transcript has 14 exons. The record is from RefSeq and is a predicted model, not a curated record. Lineage: Eukaryota; Metazoa; Chordata; Lepidosauria; Squamata; Viperidae.